Messenger RNA from Amphimedon queenslandica, 717 nucleotides. RefSeq lists its product as uncharacterized. Gene Ontology annotation, molecular function: DNA binding. The transcript has a single exon. Gene Ontology annotation, biological process: DNA recombination; DNA integration. The record is from RefSeq and is a predicted model, not a curated record. NCBI's taxonomy places the organism in Eukaryota, Metazoa, Porifera, Demospongiae, Haplosclerida, Niphatidae. Bases 1 to 717 code for a protein of 238 amino acids.
AUGCCCAGACUAAAGCAGAUAAUAAAAGGGGUGGCGGUCCUGCGGGAGAGGGAUGGCUCCACCUCCAGAAGGGGCAGAUUGCCAGUGACCCCGAACAUAUUACGCUGGAUGAGGGCUGUAUGGCUGCGAGGAUCUCAGGAGGAGGGUUACAGCCAUGUUAUGCUGUGUGCUGUAUUGCGUGUUACCUUCUUCAUAUUCAGCCGUUCCGGCGAGAUGACGGUGCUGGAGGGUGCCCUGUUCGAUCCACGAGUGCACUUGGACAUUCAGGAUAUAUCGGUGGACCGGGAGGGGCAACUGAGAGUGGUGUCCAUUCGUCUGAAGAAAUUUAAGACAGACCAGGAAGGACGAGGAGCGACCUUGAUAUUUGGUAGAACGGGGAAUGAGCUGUGUCCGGUGAGUGCACUAAUCCAGUACAUCAAGUUAAGGGGUACUAAGCCAGGUCCACUCUUCCAAUGGAAGGACGGCACACCCCUAUCCUGUACACGUUUUGUGGGGGAAGUUCAAAAUGUGUCAUUGGAGGCCGGUCUCCCCGCAAGAAAGUUUACAGGUCAUAGUUUCCUGAUUGGGGCGGCUACCACCGCCGCUACAUUGGGGGUGGAGGACUCCAAAAUACAGACUCUUGGCAGGUGGAAGAGCAGUGCAUUCCUAUCAUACAUUCGCUUAGGAACAGGGCAGCUGGUUUCAAUGUCGAAAGUGCUUGCACAAGGGGACAUGUAG